Messenger RNA from Danaus chrysippus (African queen), 1014 nucleotides. NCBI's taxonomy places the organism in Eukaryota, Metazoa, Arthropoda, Insecta, Lepidoptera, Nymphalidae. The record is from the annotation of a GenBank genome assembly.
AUGUCGCACCACAGCGACGAGCAGGCGCUGCUGACGGUCACCUCGGACUCAUUCUGGGAGCCGGGGAACUACAAGAGGACUACCAGGAGGAUAGACGACGGGCACAGGCUGUGUAGCGAACUACAGGCCCUGGUGCAGGAGAGAGCUGACAUCGAGAAGACAUACGCCAAGAGUUUGAGAGGAUGGGCCAAGAAAUGGAAUGAUCUCAUUGAAAAAGGUCCAGAAUAUGGUACUAUGGAAGCAGCUUGGAAAGGCGGUAUGGUUGAGGCUGAGAGGCUGUCAGACCUACACCUCAGUGUCAGGGAUAGACUGGUGAAUGACGUCAUAGCACAGAUCAAGAACUGGCAGAAGGAUACCUAUCAUAAGUCAAUGAUCCAGCUCAAAGAACGGAAGGAAAUGGAUGAAGCGUUCAAGAAGGCUCAGAAGCCGUGGGCCAAGUUGCUACAAAAGGUGGAAAGGACGAGGUUGGAGUAUCACACGGCCUGCAAACAGGAGAGGACCGCGCAGAACCAGGAGAGAAACGCUAGCGGAGAUAGCUCAUUGAGUCCCGAUCAGCAGGUGAAGAAGAUGGCUGAGCGAGUGUCCAAGUGUCGUGACGAUGUAGCUAAGAACCGUGACAAGUACCAAGCGGCGCUCGCCGAGAUAACGUCCUACAACCCUCGCUACAUAGAGGACAUGACCGGAGUGUUCGACCGGUGUCAGCAGAUGGAGGCGCAGAGGCUGUCCUUCUUUAAAGACGUGCUGUUCAGCUUCCACAAGUGUUUGGAUAUAAGCAAGGAACCCACAUUACCACAAAUAUACGAAGAGUUCCAUCACACGAUCAACAACGCUGAUCACGGCAAGGAUCUCAAGUGGUGGGCGAACAACCACGGGGUCAACAUGGCCAUGGCCUGGCCGCAGUUCGAGUUGAGUCAUACGAUGCUUAUACCAAUAUUGAUAGCUUACGGCAUUGCAGCAAGCUUACUCAAACAUAACGACUUACGUAACGAGACAACCAAGGAGUUCUUAAUGUAA